Neoarius graeffei (lesser salmon catfish) is the source of this 2810-nucleotide messenger RNA. RefSeq names its product centrosomal protein 78 (gene cep78). Gene Ontology annotation, cellular component: centrosome. The record is from RefSeq and is a predicted model, not a curated record. The transcript has 16 exons. NCBI's taxonomy places the organism in Eukaryota, Metazoa, Chordata, Actinopteri, Siluriformes, Ariidae. The coding region runs from base 112 to 2268 and encodes 718 amino acids. Gene Ontology annotation, molecular function: protein binding.
UAAGGGCGUUUAUUAUUUUUUUUUAAACAGCCGCGGUACAGCAACAACAACAUCCUCCCUGGAGACGGUUGAUAAGGAAACGACAAUAACAAACAGAUGCUUACGUGAACGAUGCAGGGAUCUACUCAGAUGAGACGGCAAGCGGCUCAAGACUUCGAGUCCUGCUACGAGUCCUUGUGUGCGACUCAGGGCUUGGCUCCGGUAACUGCUGUGAAGUUGGGUGUGCACCAAGGAGUGCUGGACUUUAAUGGAGAUGCCAUCAGCUUCCCAGACUGGGCGCCUGUACUGUCAGCAUUAGCCAUCAACAAACAGCUGCAUUAUGUCGCUGUCAGAAGUUACUAUCUCACUAGUCUGGGUUCUCAGGGUUCCUAUAAGGCCUCCGUCAGGAAGAAGGCUCCUGUUGUCCAUUCAAAGAGCAUGACUCUUCAGCUUUGCAAAGCCGUGCAGAAAUGCCUGGGUGUUUCGCAUAGCCUUAAAACACUCCACCUGCACGGGCUGCCUCUGAGAAAGCGAGACCUUGACACACUCACUAAGGGUUUGUCCAAGAGCGUGUCAUUGGAGCACUUGUCUUUGGCACGCUGUCCCAUUGCGGACGAUGGAUUAGAGACUGUCUGUCAGAGUGUGAAGUAUUCAGCAACUAUUAAAACGGUGGAUUUCACUGCCUGUAAUAUUACAUGGCGAGGUGCAGAGCAUAUGGCAAACAUUAUAAAGCACCAAGCAGUGAAGCGACACAGCACAGUGUGGGCGGACACUUUGAGGUACAGGAAGGCGGAGUUUGAGGCGAUGGGUGGGCUUCGCAGGAUCACAUUUAACGAAAACAUUCUAAUAGGUGACAGAGGAGUCACCUCAAUCGCUCGGGAACUCACAGAGGACCUGUGGGUCAAAGCAGUGGACCUGCAACGGUGUGGCAUCUCAAAUGAUGGAGCUCAUGUUCUGGAGAAAAUGCUCCAGUCCAACACCACUCUGUGUGUCCUGGACAUCCGGAGGAACCCCCUAGUGGAUAAUGAACUGGUGAAGUCUGUGAUUAAGAAAGUGCUUAUGAACAAUAAAAGUCAGGACUUGCAGUAUUUAUGGUUGAAACCUCCAGCUAAAGAUGCAAAUGAGCACUCGGGACGGACAACCAGGAGAAGCACAGGAAGAGCUACCUACGGAAUUGUUAAAGGCUCAUGGCGGGUAUCUUCAGCACCAGGUGGAAGGAAGCCUCCUCGUCCUGGCAGUUCUGGUCAUAUCCCAUGGCGCACUGCAGCACGGGCCAAACUUCAGCGGGGUCUGCCUCAGAGUGCCACAACAAUAGCAUAUCGGGGCUUUCAGAAUGCCUCCUCCAUUCAAGUCACGUUAGAGUCAGAGAGCGAGUCAGAGUCUAAAGAAAGUGAAAGUGUGUGUGCACCGAGUGCUCGUGAGAACAUCAGCAGCAGCCAAUUCAGACGUCUACAGGCAGAUUACAGGAGUCUUCAGGAGCAGCUGGGGGAAUGCAAGCUCCGACUCGCCGAGGAGAGAAAUGCAAGACUGAAAGUCACUUCUCGUGUUGUCGAGCUGGAGUUAGAGAACAGUCGCCUACGUAGUGUGAACGAGUCUCUCUCUGAAGCUCACAUCAGUCACUCUGUCUUGGAGGAUGAACAAGUGCUGGACAGCAUCGAGGCUUCCUUUCGCAAAUUCCAUGCCUUCCUUGACCUGCUUAGCGAUGCCGGGCUGGGUCAGUUGGCGUCAAUGGCCGGAAUCGAGCAGUUGGAUUUGGGGCUUCUGAAUCGUCCUGAACUUUCUUCUACACAGCAAAGAGGACAUGGACAAGAGACUAGCGAGCAGAAGAAAGACAGCACAGCUAUGAUAACCAACCUUCAAAACCCACCAAGACUUCAAUCCACCAUAUCCUCCUCUGCAGCUUCUGCGGUCUCCAAUCACUCUCGUCGUCUCCAGUCCCCACAGGAAGUGACCCUCACUCCUGCUCCGCUCCACUCCAGCCCUUCACCGUCUCCUCUGAACCACGAGGCACUUCAGGUGCAGCAGUGUCUCUCUCCAACCCAUUCAAACUCGAUCAGGGAGUCUGGCUCCGAUAAACUCGGAGGCAGCCGAGACUCAAAACCAGGCAGUUCGACCAGCAGUGUCCGUAGUGUUCCCAGUAAGCUCUCUUAUUCUUACACAGAGGACUUCUCCGAGGGGAAGCUCUCUCCAGCUCAGAGCUCCAGAUCUUCCACGGUGUCUCAGAUUGGUUCUGAGAGACUCAGUGUCUCCGAGGGCCAGAGGAGUGCUAUUGGAUUGGCUGGUCUCUAGAGAUUGAUCAUGGUUUAAUGUUUAGUGCCAGCAUAUUUGACAUGUUUACAUGAAAUUAUACUAGUUUAUAAGAACCCCAGUGCUCUUAAAUAUUGAGUGAAACGAUAAACAAGAACGGCAGUGCUGAAGAUUAGAGUACCAGUCAAAAGAUUGGACACGCCUACUCAUUCAUAGGUCUUUCUCUCUUGUAGAGCAAUAUGGAAGACAUCAAAACUAUGGAAUAUGUCGUAAACAAAAAAUAAAUUGUUAAAAACAAUUUUGAUAUUUUAGAUUCUUCAAAGUAUCCAGCGUUUACCUUGAUGACGCUUUACACACUAUUGGCAUUAUCUUAAUCAGCUUCAUGAGGUCGUCACCUGGAAUGCUUUUUACAUUAACAAGUGUGCCUCGUCAAAAGUUAAUCAGUGGACGAGUUUCUUAGUUUCGUAAUGCGUUUGAGAUCAAAUCUCAUCUCAUUAUCUGUAGCCGCUUUAUCCUGUUCUACAGGGUCGCAGGCAAGCUGGAGCCUAUCCCAGCUGACUACGGGCGAAAGGCGGGGUACACCC